AUGGCGCCCGGUAUCCUCGUCGACGAGGCUCAAAACCAGUUCCCGCAGGCCGCCAAACGCAACGAUGGCGCUCCUCGGCAUAUUUUCCCAGACGGCAUCCGUACGUCAGGCCAGCACUCACCUCUGUACGGCCUCCUAAAACCCUACUCAACCUUCCCCAAGACCAUUACCGGCCCCACCGUCUGGCAAGCCUCGACUUUCAGCUCCCACCCGGAGCGCUGGAUCCACCCCCUCACCCCGUCCGAAAUUGCCGAGCUCUCCGCCGCCGCAGACGCCUUCAUCGCGUCGAACACGCCCCUCACGGGCAUCUCCAAAAGCAACUUCCCCCUCCCGCACCUCUCUCAAACCCUCACGGCCCUGCGGGACAACCUGCUCAACGGCAAAGGCUUCGUCCUCUUCAAGCGCUUCCCCGCCGACGUCUGGCCAACGCUGAAAACCGCCGUCGCCUACAUGGGCUUGGGCGCGCACCUGGGAUAUCUCGUCUCACAGAACGGCCGCGGCCACGUGCUGGGCCACGUCAAGGACGUCGGCGAGGACCCGUCACAGAUCCAUUCCGUGCGCAUCUACCGCACGACCGCGCGGCAGCUGUUCCAUGCCGACGAGGCGGAUAUUGUGGGGUUGCUGUGUUUGCACCGUGCGCGGGAAGGAGGGGAGAGCGAUGUCGUUAGUGUGCAUCGGGUCUGGAAUGUGCUGCAGCAGGAGUAUCCCGACGUGGCGGAGUUGUUGACGCGGCCGGUGUGGUAUUUUGACCGGAAGGGGGAGGUGAGUGAGGGGCAGGAGGAAUGGAUUCGGCAGCCGGUGGUGUAUCUCGAGAAUGGAGGGCAGGGGAGGCUAUACUGCAAGUGGGAUCCAUACUUUGUCAGGAGUCUGGGGAGAUUCAUCGAGACGGGCGUCGUGCCGGCGCUGAGUGCGGAGCAGGAGAGGGCCAUGGAGGUGCUGGAGGAGGUGUGUCAGCGGGAGGCGCUGCAUAUGGUGCUCGAGGUGGGGGAUAUCCAGUUCCUGAGCAACGCGCACUUGUUGCAUGCUAGGACGGCGUACAAGGACUUCGCACCGCCGGCACCACGACGCCAUCUUCUGAGGCUCUGGCUGGCCACUCCUGAAGACGAGGGCGGAUGGGCCUUGCCCAUGCCAGACAGCCACGAGAAAAAACGCGGGGGCGUCCAGGUCAACGACACGCCACCACGGGCACCUCUGGAUGCGGAAUAA
Molecule: messenger RNA, 1206 nt
Organism: Parathielavia appendiculata
Lineage: Eukaryota; Fungi; Ascomycota; Sordariomycetes; Sordariales; Chaetomiaceae
Product: Clavaminate synthase-like protein
Exons: 2
Coding region: 1-1206 (401 amino acids)
Molecular function (GO): oxidoreductase activity
Source: RefSeq, a predicted model, not a curated record